Odontomachus brunneus is the source of this 3195-nucleotide messenger RNA. RefSeq names its product phosphatidylinositol 3-kinase catalytic subunit type 3 (gene Pi3K59F). NCBI's taxonomy places the organism in Eukaryota, Metazoa, Arthropoda, Insecta, Hymenoptera, Formicidae. Gene Ontology annotation, cellular component: peroxisome; membrane; phosphatidylinositol 3-kinase complex, class III, type I. Gene Ontology annotation, molecular function: 1-phosphatidylinositol-3-kinase activity. Gene Ontology annotation, biological process: autophagy of peroxisome; autophagosome assembly; phosphatidylinositol-mediated signaling. The transcript is spliced from 10 exons. The record is from RefSeq and is a predicted model, not a curated record. Bases 220 to 2898 code for a protein of 892 amino acids.
CAUUACAGUGAAUUUCGGAACGCACCUACAAGAAACAGACCAAAGGAUAGAAUGAUACUCGCGGCGGCGCAAUCACCAAGUGGAAUUUACUUCUUGAUGUAUACAGUUGCGUUUGUAACCAACGCGAUUUGCAAGGGUACGAAGGAAUGUAGCGUUAACAGUGACAGGAGAUGCGAAGGGAUAUACGCGUUACGCUCUUAACCUACCGGCAUCAGCGCGAUGGAGAAUACGAGCGACAAAUUUUUCUAUGUGUACAGUUCCUCGUUAGACGCCAGGAUACAGAUUAAGAUAGGCACCUUAGAGGGCAAGAGGCAGAGGCCAGAGUACGACAAACUGCUGCUCGAUCCUUUACUCAAGUAUUCUGGUUUGUAUGGAGCUGGUGGGAUUCGUGGGGACUUGGCUGCAUCUCUUCAAGUGUGGACUGGUGGCAGGCCACUGGCCUUGCCUGUGCACACAGCUUACAAGCAUUUUACUUCUCGUUGGAACUGGAACCAGUGGGUCACACUACCGAUCUCAUAUGCAGAUUUGCCACGUGACGCACAGCUGUGUAUAACACUGUACGACUGUGCUGGACCUGGCAGGCAGCUUCCAGUGGGCGGCACGACUAUCCCGCUGUUCGGGAAGCAUGGCGUAUUUCGACAGGGCAUGCUAGAUCUUAGAGUAUGGCCUGGAGUAGAGGCGGACGGUGGUGUCCCAACUAGCACACCAGGCAAAGCAAGGGAUCAUGGAAAAGAGCAGAUGCAGAGACUCGCGAAGCUCGCUAAGAAACACAGAAACGGACAGAUGAACAAAGUUGACUGGCUGGACAGAUUAACGUUUAGAGAAAUCGAAUUGAUUAAUGAGAAGGAGAAGAGAGCAUCAGAUUAUUUGUACUUGAUGGUAGAAUUCCCGGAAGUCACGAUGGACGGUGUACCGUACUCGAUCGUAUACUAUGAAAAAGACGGGGACGAGGUCUUUCAGCACAGACUACAGCCGGACGUUGUAACGCUACCAGACUAUGAAAUUUUACAAGAAAAUCUCGUGGAAGCGAAACAUCACAAACUGGCCCGUAGCCUACGUAGCGGCGGUAACACCCGUGAAUUAAAACCCACUUCGACUGUGCGUGACGCGUUGAAUACGAUAUUGGGCUAUCCGCCGACAACCGCGCUCUCCACCGAGGAACAAGACUUGAUCUGGAAGUACAGAUUUUACUUAUCCAGUCAGAAGAAAGCAUUAACUAAAUUCGUAAAGUGCGUUAACUGGCGACUCGCGGGUGAGGUCCGUCAGGCCCUAGACAUGCUGGUGUUGUGGGCACCGCCGGAUCCCGAGGACGCAUUGGAGCUGCUAGGACCCGCAUUCACUCAUCCAGAUAUCAGAAGAUACGCAAUUAGUAGACUCAAUCAAGCUCCUGAUGACGAUCUGAUGUUGUAUCUGUUGCAAUUAGUACAAGCAUUAAAGUAUGAGGACUUUGAGAGCAUCAAGACUGCUUAUCAGGUAAUGAUGAAGGAGAAAGAGGAUAAAGUGGAGAGAAACGAGCGGUCGGAAAAAAACGAGAAACUGGACAGGGACAUAAGGAGUUGCGAUUCAACGUCCACGCCGAUUACAACUUCUAGCGAAUCCAGCCAGUUAUCGGCAAACCAGGAACCGCUCAUGGAUCUGGCAUCGUUCUUGAUUACGCGCGCCUGUCAGAACUCCAUGCUGGCUAAUUACUUCUACUGGUAUCUCUCCAUCGAAUGCGAGGACCAAACUGAUCCCACGAUCAGCGCUAAGCAAGACAUGCGAGUUCGGGAGAUGUAUGUCACCGUAAUGAAAAUGUUUUCUAUGAUGUUAGCGCAGGGGAAUAUCAUCUGGCAAAAGAGACGAGCGUUUCUGCUGCGACAGAAAGUAUUCAUCGACCAACUAGUGUCCCUGGUUAAGGCGGUGGCGCGAGAGAGUGGGAAUCGUAAGAAAAAGACUGACAGAUUGCGGGCGUUAUUGGCAGAUCCGGAUCCGGCAUUCAAGAUUAACUUCUCGAAUUUCGAGCCGAUUCCGUUCCCUUUGGAUCCCGAGAUUUGUAUCAAAGGAAUUAUUCCAGAAAAGGCGAGUCUCUUUAAGUCUGCACUCAUGCCGUCGAAACUUACAUUCUUAACGACAGACAACAGCGAAUAUAUCGCUAUAUUUAAACACGGAGACGAUUUACGACAAGAUCAAUUAAUUCUACAAACAAUAGCGCUUAUGGAUAAAUUGUUAAGGAGAGAAAAUUUAGACUUAAAAUUGACUCCAUAUAGGGUACUCGCGACAAGCACUAGACAUGGUUUCUUACAAUUUAUUGAAUCCACAACGGUUGCGGAGGUCCUGGCUAGCGAAGGAUCGAUAUUGAGCUUCUUCCGAAAGCAUCAUCCUUCCGAGACUGGACCUUACGGUGUAGUGCCGGAAGUCAUGGAUACUUACGUUCGCAGUUGCGCUGGCUAUUGCAUAAUUACGUAUGUACUAGGAGUCGGUGAUCGCCACUUGGAUAAUUUGUUGCUCACGGCAUCAGGAAAACUUUUCCACAUCGACUUUGGCUACAUUUUAGGCAGAGACCCAAAACCUUUGCCACCUCCGAUGAAGCUCAGUAAGGAGAUGGUUGAAGCUAUGGGUGGCGUUGGUUCCGAGCAUUAUCAUGAGUUUCGGAAACAGUGUUAUACGGCGUUCCUUCAUUUGCGUAGACACGCGAAUCUGAUAUUAAAUUUGUUCUCGCUAAUGGUGGACGCGAGCGUGCCCGACAUCGCUCUGGAACCAGACAAGGCCGUGAAGAAAGUACAAGACAAAUUGCGAUUGGACCUGAGUGACGAAGAGGCCGUACAUUAUGUGCACAAUCUCUUGGACUUGUCGGUCACCGCGGUGAUGGCCGCGCUGGUGGAGCAGCUCCACAAGUUCGCACAGUAUUGGCGAAAGUAAAAGCGAAAUCGAGGUACAGCGAAAUCACGCAAACUGUGUUCCAUUCUAAAUGCCAGAAUUAUUAUAUUGUGUACAUAUAUAUAUAUAUAUAUAUAAAGAAAACGACCAUAUGGCGUAUCACGAAUGUAAUAUAAUUUAUUGUAUUUUGGGAAUAUUUUAGCUAAUAAAUCUUUGAUAAUAAUUAUGUAACUUUACGUGAUACUCUCUUUCACAGCCAAAUCUGAUACCGAUUGAACACACACACACAUAUAUGUAUGUAUGUAUGUAUGUAUGUAUAUGUAUAAAUAUAUAUAUAUA